AUGUAUGACCCUGAAAGCAACACAUCGAUCACAGCAGCAGCAGUCAACCAACAGACUGAGAGUCUCGGCGUCAACACACCUCUGACAUCUUCUGGCACCGCUUCCAACAACUACAACCACGAAAUUAUCAGCGAUGAGAUUCGCAAGCUAUUCGAGAUAAUGAACUAUGUUGUCUUGUCUGGAACAGUCAGUUUCAUCGGAUCUGUCUGCAACAUUGUCAAUGUCGUUGUCUUCAUUAAGCAAGGUUUAACCGAACCUGUCAACAUAUCACUUCUGGGGUUGUCCCUCUCGGAUUUAGGGGCUCUUGUUACACUAGUCUGGAUGAGCGUGUGUUUCAAUCCCUUGUUUGCCAACUCAGGGAUCGGGUUUGAUUCAGUCAGGGUCCAGUACCUUACAGCAGGCUGGCCUCACGUCUGCUUCGCUAGAAUUACGUCUUGGAUCACUGCUUUCAUCACCUUUGAACGAUGCUUGUGCAUUUCUAUGCCUCUUAAAGUGAAAACAAUCAUUACCCCAAAGAGAACCACAUGCACCAUCGUGUGCAUCUUCGCUGCCAUGUUAUCCAGCACCUGUCCCGUCUAUUACGCUAUUAGACUCGGAACUGUCUAUGACUUCAGCACCAAUACAACUCUCACGUCUCUCGUAUAUAGAUCGAACGGAAUACAGAUUGAAAAUAUGUCUUUCGCCAUCAACUUUGCCGCUCAGUUAAGUUCAUUUGUGCUUGUGAUCGUCUGCACGGUGAUUCUUGUGCAGACUCUUCGUCGUAAAAGUAGAUGGCGCAAACAUUCGGCCAACAAGGACACGGUCACGCAGAGGGACAAGCGACUUAUCAAGAUGAUCAUUUCUCUGUCCAUCGUUUUCAUCAUCUGUUUCCUGCCGAGCGCCGUUAACCUGGUGGUCAUGAUGUUGAUCCCAGAAUACAGUAUCACGGGUACACAGGCAGUAAGUGACUGUUUGCUGGCUUCUAUGUUCUUCCGUGACAUGGGCUGGAGUCUGGGUACUUUCAUGGUAGCUUACCCCAAACAUGGUGAAGCCGGAAUCCCCGAGAAAGUUCAGUAUUUUAGGGGUGUUACGGUUCGAAAUGAACACCGACUAACCCAAUCUGUGUUUGAGGUGAGCUUACAUGAAAGUACCGGAGUCUGCUAUCAGUGUAAUACAAUACUGGGAAGUGGGGGGGGGGGAGGUGCAAUGAACAAAGCUGGCAACCAAACAAGCAACAUAUUCAUAUGUGGUUUGGUAAAACUGUAA
Candidula unifasciata is the source of this 1245-nucleotide messenger RNA. Lineage: Eukaryota; Metazoa; Mollusca; Gastropoda; Stylommatophora; Geomitridae. The record is from the annotation of a GenBank genome assembly.